Rhopilema esculentum is the source of this 3566-nucleotide messenger RNA. The record is from RefSeq and is a predicted model, not a curated record. Lineage: Eukaryota; Metazoa; Cnidaria; Scyphozoa; Rhizostomeae; Rhizostomatidae.
AUGGAUGGCGUAAAUAAAGAAGACGUUGACAACCAAGCUGCAGGUGCAACAGAAGUAACAGAAAGUGAACCUGGUUCAAAAGGAGGAAAUUAUAAAGAUGUGGUUACUGAGGUAGAAAAAAGUAAUGAUGGAGAAGGAAACAUCUCAAAACCAGAAGAAGAAGCUGCUAAGGAUAAUAAUCCAGUGCCAGACGGAGAAAAGCCCAAAGUUGACAACGCCGAAAAGGAACAACCUGUUGAAAAUAACACAGGUGAGAAGGAACAGGAUCAAGAACAAAAUGCAAACACCGAAACUGAAAAGAAAACUUCAGAAACUGAUGUUGCAACUGAAGAAGAAAAUACCAGCGAUAAACAAAACACAGAAGGUGAAAAAGACGCCCCAAAAAGCGACGAGGUCAAAGCUGCUGAAGAAAGUGAAUUAAAGACUGAAGAAGUUGCAGAAGGAAAGAAAGUAAAUGACACCAGUAACUCUGAGAAUAAAGAGACCGAAGGAGCUAAGAAUGAAAUAGGCCAGAAUGCGAAUGAAAAUUUAAACAGUGAGGAAGCACCGACUUUAGCAGGUGAAAAGGUUGAUGGAACUGAAGAACAUGUCAAAGUCGAUGGAGACAAAACUGAUAGUGGCAUUGUGCCAGAAAAUAGUCCAGAAAGCGAGAAUGCCAUUUCUGAAUCUGGUCCAGCAAAAGAGGGUGAAGAUGGGGCAGAGAUGGGGCAGGUAAAGGAUGGUGACAAAGAUACAGUAGAGGGGGAUAAUCAAGAAGAAAAUAAGAAAGAAACUGGGUUUGAAGGAAUGGGAGAAAGAGAGGGAGAAGAAAAGGGAGAUAAAGAAGGAGAAGAAAAUGGAGAAAAGGAGAAAAAGGGAGAAGAAAGCAGUGCUCAGGAGGGUGUAGAAACUAAAGAUAAUAAAGAAAAUGAUACAGAGGACGGUGAUGAGGCAAAGGAACAUGAAGCAGUCGGAGAAAGCAGAACAGAAAAGGAAACAGAGAAGAAAGACGAAAUCGAAACCGGAGGAGGAGGACAAGAAACCGAGCAAGAGAAGAAUAUAACAGAGGUCGCAGAGGUGAAAGAAAUAGAAAAUGAGGGGGAUGAACGAAAAGAAGGAGUAGAAGAUGUGCCAAAUGAUGCAGAGCCAGUUGCACCUGGAACUGAGCAGAUACCACCACAGAAUGAAAGUGUGGAUAGGGGAACCGAUGAAAGAGACGAUAGUAAAGAUGCAGCAAAUACAGAAGCCCAGUCUAUCGAGGAUAGUAGGCCACAAGAUGAAGAAAAGCCCAAGGAACAAGGCAGUUUUGUAAAGGAAACAGGAAGGAGGAACAGCACCAAAAGCAUUUCUGAAGGAGAAGACAAGAGUAGAAAGACGAGAAGUGGAAGUAAAUCUUCGAGUUCGAGCAGGGGAUCUAUGAGGGCCGUAGGUGGGAAAAAGAGGUCCCCAUUCAAAGAGGGAGAUGAGAACAUGAGAGAGAGGAACAAUUUGGAUGGUCAUGCACACUUCCAAGACUAUUUGACGAGGCAAGUGAAAGAGGGGAAAGAGUCAGAACUUUAUUUAAGUCAGAAGCUAGAACAAAAAGAUCACGAACUAGAGACUGCAGAAAGAAAGAUCAAAGACCUUCAACUUCGAAUGAAAAGAUUCGCCAAAGAUGAUAAAGCGAAAGACGAGAGGAUAUUAAGUAUGGAAAAAGAACUUCGAGAUCUCACCGAUAAAAUGAACUCACUCACAGAAAUGCUGGACCAAAAUGCAAAUACAGCCACCACAGCAACUUCAAAUGGAACUAUUGCAGAGUCUAGGCAGCUUCAAAAGAAGUCAAGUGUUUGUGUGAUCCUGUAGCUUUUAUGUAACUUAUCGUCAGGAAGGCUGUUCACGACGACAACCAAGUUUCUGAAGAAUCUGGUAAAAUGAAGUGACCCGCCUAGUGGAUGAGCAGCUCGUUUGUUGUCUUGAAAAGAGAAUAUCAUCAAGUCCUGAAAAGAGGAUGACCUGAGCCUUUCCAAGGAAUCUUUUUUGACUGUUUGGAAUAAAUUAGAAACCUUAUUUAGAGUUUAACCAACUUGUGAAAGCCUGGCGUUGAAAACAUCGUUACGUUUAUCUGCAGGUUGCUAGAAAACGAACUCCAAGGCUUGACAGUAGUCAGUACUUUUGGGCGAACAGAUACAAUACACGCCACAAAGUUCAUAUCCCUCAAGUUUGAUUAUAAGACAGGUGAUAUCUCUUGACACCUUAGUUGUAUAAACUCGCAGUUGAUUUUUCGACGUGAUUAAAAAUACAUUUGUAGAAUAUUUGAAUACGACCACACGAUUCACAAAAACAUCAUGAAAUUCUUCUUAAUAUGUUGAAUAUGUCAAAACUCUGGUCACUGCUAUUUUGGCUUUGUUCUUAAAGUUAUGAACAGGGACGAAAUUACAGAGGUUUGAUGGGGAAAGGGCCAGUGCACAUGUGGCCAAAUCUCAGCCAAUUCGUCGCACAUUUAACUGAUUGUAAACAUUUGAAGGUAUUUCAUGGUGCUCUUUCCUGUUAUUGGAUCUAAAUUCAAAAAUUCUAAAAUUUAGUUUUGUGAAGUUAUCACUUAAUAACACUUAAAUCUUUGACCUUGAUAGUUUUGUACAAGAACGCCAAAUAAGAUUGUGAUGCACAUCGAUGUUUUAUGUUGUAUCAUAAAAGAUGGUAAAGAAGGGGGGCGGGGGGGGCGUAUAAUUUUGAAGAAAAUAUUUAUUUUUCACGUUAAAAAUAUCGCUUCUUCUUGUUCCUGAUGACGUUUCAGGAAGUUCCCUUUACCAUCUAUAUCAUAUUGUUGUUUGUAAAUCAUUGUAGAUUUUUACGAGAAGGUAAAAUAACAAAGUUGAUCUGAUGUAAACGAAGGAUAAUGUUAAAUUGAUUAAGGCUAAAGCACAUGAUAUUUUCCAUAUGGACUUGCUUCUGCGUUUUGUUAGGAAUCUGAUCUGAGAAAUGCAAUCAUAUUUAGUUUUUGCAACACUUGAAAUAGCGUGGCCAUAGUUAAUACAUUGCUACAAUAGCUUUUCCUUUUUUGAUUGUAUUAAUUGAAAAGAUUCAGUUUUACAUGUGAUUUUUAGAAGUAAACUAUGGUAUUUUAGAAAAAGAUACGUCAGCGUGAAAUGCUUGGAGGAACAGGGAGGACAACAAGAACCAGACUUUUUGCUUGCUUGAGGUUUACAAUUUUAGCAGAACUUGCAUUGCAUUGUAAAAUCAUUUGAUUUACUAAUAGUGAAAUGGCUCAGAAUCAUUUCCGCAUUUCCUGACGUCAUUUAUAUCAGGAUAAGAUGCUAUUUAAAAUUACGAGCCUCUGUAAACUCAGAAUCAAUAGCAAGCAAGACAAUAGCGCAAAAUCCAUUUAGGUUAAGGACUUUUUGUUUAUAAUUGUACUAAUUUUUGUUUGUAUUUAUCAUGCUGCUUUUAUAUCAAGGCGUUUAUGAGUUGGCUUGUCAAUUGCCAAGCGUUGUAAUUUAUAAUAUGAUGUUUUUUAUAUUAUUAGUGUGUACAUAGAAUAUUUUCAUUAAAAGGAGAACAACAUGUAAAAAGAGAGAUGAUUGGAAAUACUAUCAAACUGACUGAAAUGG